Messenger RNA from Coregonus clupeaformis (lake whitefish), 1692 nucleotides. RefSeq names its product cAMP-regulated phosphoprotein 19. Bases 158 to 520 code for a protein of 120 amino acids. Gene Ontology annotation, cellular component: cytoplasm. The record is from RefSeq and is a predicted model, not a curated record. The transcript is spliced from 3 exons. Gene Ontology annotation, molecular function: protein phosphatase inhibitor activity. NCBI's taxonomy places the organism in Eukaryota, Metazoa, Chordata, Actinopteri, Salmoniformes, Salmonidae.
AGAACAUAAACAGUCUACAUAUAAUCUGCUGCAUCACUAGAGAAAAGGGAGGGAACGGCCAGGCAUUACGGCCUUUUCGUUUUUGUGUGUCUAGUGUUGAACCUCGCUUGGUGUAAACUUAAGUUUUGUAGAAAACUUGAUAUUUACAUAGUUCGCCAUGUCCAAGGAGAUCGAAGGAACAAGGCCUGCCGUCGAGGAGGCAACCCACGAGGAACAGCAGGAGAUGGAUGACACAGUCCUCAGCCCAGAGAAGGCAGAGGAGGUGAAACUAAAGGCCAGGUUCCCUCAUCUUGGAACCAAGCCUGGGGGCUCUGACCUGCUCCGGAAACGGCUUCAGAAAGGGCAAAAGUUCUUUGACUCCGGGGACUACAACAUGGCCAAGGCUAAGGUGAAGAACAAGCAGCAGCUCCCUGCGGUGACGCCGGCUGAGAAGGCAGAGAUAACAGGGGACCACAUCCCCACACCUCAGGACAUCCCCCAGAGGAAGCCCUCCAUCGUGGCUAGCAAACUGGCUGGCUGAGGGGCUGACGAAACUAGGGAAGCUUUGGAACUUUUACCUGUUCUGUUCUGGUGUUAACCAUUCCAUUGCUCUCUCCUCUCUUUCUCUCGAGCCGGCCGCACAUUUGUUUCCUACUACCCUUACCCCUUGGCCCUAACCCUUCAAUCUUUGUUAUAUCUUGCCAGCGCUUCCACCAUAGUACCUACACCUUACAGAUUUGAAUGAUUAGGGCCAAAGGAAGGGGCAGAGAGUGAAUUCAGAUCAGCGCAUGCUCGCUCCCUCAUCUCUCUUUCUUCUGCACCCCUUUCUCCCAUCACCACCUUCUCUCUCUAUGAAUUCUGAAAAAUAAUAUUUUUGAGAAUCGAGCAGAAAGACUCCUGAGAAAUAUUGCUGCCGGAGGAUGACUGUCUUCGGUUAGUGACUGAAAUUAUUGGUUUAAAAAAAAAAAAGAGACAAAUGUUUGCCAAGUCUACUUCAAAGGGGCCUGUAUAUCUACUGUAGUGACUGAUGGAAACUGUACAUAGCCUAUCACCAUGUAUGGGAGAGGCCAGUUCAAUGUCUUAAACAUGUUUUACCUUUUAUAGCUUCCAUUGACAUUUAAAUGAUGAGGUAAUAUUCUAGAAUCCUUCAUCACGCCUAGAAUCCCCUCCUAGUCUGGUCCCAGAUCUAUUUCUGCUGUCUGGCCAACUUCUUGACCUACGGUCGUUGUCUAGACAACACAAACCGAUCUGGGACAAUCAGGCUAAUUGCCCUCCUUCUCCACUGUCCAAAGCUAUGUUCUUUGUUUUGAUGCAUUGAUUGAAAAUAGCCCGUAUCACACAGAUGUCGUGUAUAUUAUCGAUCUCAUCUAAACCUCUUAAAUGGCCUUUUUAACAGUUAUGAGCCACUGUUUUCUCUUGGGCAAUAUUUGCUCGCUCACUCCAGUGAGAGAAUCUUUGCUUGUCUGAAAUGGCUUUCUAGAUAGUGUACUACGUUUUUGAGGCUCUGGUCAAAAGUAGGACGCCAUUCUGAUGACACAGCCUCUGUGAAUCAAGCCUAGGAACGCCUGCCUGCCACUAUCUGAGACUCAGGUAAUUUAGGUCUAGUAGUCAAGGAACUCACUUAAAUGGAAUGUCGGUCUGAAGGGUGUGCAUGUGCAUUGACUGGGUGUAGUCACAUUGUGCCAUUUGUAAAUAAAAUAGUUUUGCACAAUA